AUGGUCGCACCACGGCAUCUGGGUUUGCUGAUUCCGUUGCUGGCAUGGCCCGGGCCGGCCGGUGCAGCAUCGCAGGUUCUGGCUGUUUAUUCAAACGCCUACGGCCAUGCUUUUGCAGCCGUACAAGAGAAUGGCGCUGUCAUCACCUGGGGCGAUCCUGCCUGCGGAGGUGAUUCUUCGUCAGCGAGCUCUUUGGCCUCUGGAGUUAAAAGCAUCUUUGCCACGGAGAGGGCAUUCGCAGCAUUGAAGGAUGAUGGAAGUGUCGUCGCAUGGGGGCAUGCCGGCUAUGGUGGCGACGCCUCUGCAGCAUCCGGCUCCUUGACCUCUGGUGUUGCUAACAUCUCUUCAACUUGGUACGCGUUCGCUGCCUUGAAAGGCGAUGGGAGUGUUGUUGCUUGGGGUUAUCGCGGCUAUGGUGGUGAUGCUUCUUCGGCGGCGAGCUCUUUAGCCUCCGGAGUGAGGAGGGUCUUCUCCACGCGAGCUGCGUUUGCUGCCUUGAAGGAAAAUGGGAGUGUCGUCACGUGGGGAGAUUCCGAGAACGGCGGUGAUUCUGCACUCGUGUCCCACUCUCUUUCCUCCGGGGUCACGAGCAUUGUCCCCACUUCCCAUACCUCCCAGCACUUCUUUGCGAGCUUUGCAGCUCAGAAAGACGAUGGAAGCGUCGUGACCUGGGGGUCCUCUAAGAGUGGUGGCAACUCUUCAGAAGUGUCGAGCUCUUUAGCCUCCGGGGUUACUGACAUCUUCUCGACUGCGAAAGCUUUCGCGGCAUUGAAAGCAGACGGGAGUGUUGUCUCUUGGGGCGAUUCCCAAGACGGUGGCGAUUCCUCCUCAGUGUCGAGCUCUUUGAUUUCUGGAGUGAAAACGAUCUUCUCCACUGACUCCGCGUUUGCGGCAUGGAAGCUGGAUGGAAGCAUUGUCACCUGGGGUCGUUUUGGCGGGGAUUCUUCAUCUGUCUCGAGUUCUUUGGCCUCUGGAGUAGUCAAUAUCUUCUCAAAUGAUUUCGCAUAUACGGCGCUGAGAGACGAUGGCAGUGUCGUGGCUUGGGGUUUCUCUGCCUAUGGCGGUGCGCCACCGUCGCACUUGCUAGCAUCGGGUGUUACAAACAUCUUCUGGAACACUGUUGCCUUCGCGGCAUUGAAGCUGGGUGUUCACGACUUUGUCGACUUCGACCACAUCGGUGAUUUUCACAACGACACCAACUACGUCCACUUUCGCCGAUGCCUCAGAUGGUUCGCCCUCCUUGUCCCUGGCAGUGCCUCCUGUAAGAGACUCGAGGCCGCAUCGACGACUUUCCCCCUCCUGGUCAGUCUGAUCUGCGAGGCGUGCAGCUGCUCACAAGUGAAAGAAGUGGAUGGGCUCGGUGAUGACUGGCUGGGCGAUCACUGGAUGGGGGAGUGUGCGUCCAUGUGUUGGGAUGCUGAGUCCAGCCACUUCCAAUACUCGCACACUGACUGGUGGAGACGUGACCGCGGCCUGUAUGUGAACCAAGAGCAGCAUGGCGACGAAGACUGGCAGUGGCAACGAGGCCCGCCAACGCGAGUCUACAGGACUCAGUAUCUUCGUGGGUUCCUCAAGGUCGAGAUGGAUGCCUGUGUGGCCACCAGAGCAUUCCCCCAGGCUGCAGAGCUGCCUGACGGUCUUGGCGCCACUCAGCUGAUCGCGAUUGCGCUGGUCUCUGCGGCCCUCCUGGCCGCCGCCCUGGCGUGGCUUUGGUUCCUACGAAAAAAGAAGUUUGCCGAUGGCCCGAGAACGCCCGGGCUUCCUGGGCCUUCCGGCAGCGGCGCGCUGCCUGCCCCGAUGACUGCGGCGGCCUCCGUGGAAGCGGGGAUCUCUGCGAGACACCUGCUACCUGUCAUGACUCUGGUUGACCUGGAUUUUCUCCUGUGCACUUUGCACAGCUUGACACACGUCGUGCUUCUGCGACUGACUGGCUACAAUGGGAAUGCAUUCCUUGCCUUAGCGGCUUUCUGGCAAGUUCCACUGUACGAGCUGGUCCGAUGCCUGAUUUUGUGGCAGCUGCUUUGCGCAUUCUGCUGGGGCGUUUUUGUCACGGUGGCUGCUGGAUUACACGACCUGGCGAUCGAGCUGGAGACAUUUCCCGGCGAGGCGCGUGCUGCAUCAGGUCUGGCGAAUCCCAACUUCUACGAGUUGAAGCCUCUGGCGAUGGGGCCCACUGGGAAGGGCUUUGGAAGGGUUUGCCCACGCGACGGGAGGCCGAACUGCAGCAUCGUGGAUGCGUUGCCCGCGCCGGACCGCGCCAAAGCCACUCAUUUUGUGUCCUGGUGCUGGCAAUAUACGCUUGAGGACGUCACAGACUGCCUUCAAACUUGGAUUCAAGAAUCCGGCGGUGCGGUUCUAUCCCAUGAUGUGUACCUGUGGAUGUGCUACUUUUGCAACAACCAAUACCGGAUUCUGGAAGAAGAAUCCACCACAGGGUCCGAGGAGCUCAAGUCGAUCUUUGAGAGUCAUCUGUCAAGCGCCGGGAGGAUGCUGGUGAUCUUGAACUCGUUCUUUGAGCCGGCGUACUUUUCAAGGGCUUGGUGCUUGUUUGAAACCUUUGUGUGCAUUGAGCAAGAGUUUCCUCGCACGAUUCUGCUGCCCAGCAGGCAGCGAGAGGAGUUUCGGCACGUGCUGGAGACGCAAGGCUACGCCCCAAUUAGAGAUCGAAUUCAGCAGAUCGACCUCCGAAGAGCAGAAGCCUCUGUAAAGGCCGAUGAAGAUACCAUCAAGCUGAUGGUCCUGGGAUCCUGCGGUUUUGACGUUGUGAACCAGGUCGUACAGCGCGAGAUUCAGAUCUGGCUCUCGGACGCCUUCAGAAGACUUCUAGGCGGCCAGUGA
Molecule: messenger RNA, 2838 nt
Organism: Symbiodinium natans
Lineage: Eukaryota; Dinophyceae; Suessiales; Symbiodiniaceae
Source: the annotation of a GenBank genome assembly